Molecule: messenger RNA, 2572 nt
Organism: Oncorhynchus tshawytscha (Chinook salmon)
Lineage: Eukaryota; Metazoa; Chordata; Actinopteri; Salmoniformes; Salmonidae
Exons: 2
Coding region: 1-918 (305 amino acids)
Source: RefSeq, a predicted model, not a curated record
AUGAAAGCUAUCAGGCGAAGCAAUGAAUGGGAUUCUAUCAGGCGAAGCAAUGAAUGGGAUUCUAUCAGGCGAAGCAAUGAAUGGGAUUCUAUCAGGCGAAGCAAUGAAUGGGAUUCUAUCAGGCGAAGCAAUGAAUGGGAUUCUAUCAGGCGAAGCAAUGAAUGGGAUUCUAUCAGGCGAAGCAAUGAAUGGGAUUCUAUCAGGCGAAGCAAUGAAUGGGAUUCUAUCAGGCGAAGCAAUGAAUGGGAUUCUAUCAGGCGAAGCAAUGAAUGGGAUUCUAUCAGGCGUAGCUUCCCUGCAUCACACAGCAUUAUUAUGACAAGGCCUGAAUGCCUAAAAACCAUCCAUACAUCACACAGCAUUAUUAUGACAAGGCCUGAAUGCCUAAAAACCAUCCCUACAUCAAAAAGCAUUAUUAUGACAAGGCCUGAAUGCCUAAAAACCUUCCCUGAAGAAACCUUCCCUACAUCACAAAGCAUUUUUAUGACAAGGCCUGAAUGCCUAAAAACCUUCCCUGAAGAAACCUUCCCUACAUCACAAAGCAUUAUUAUGACAAGGCCUGAAUCCCUAAAAACCAUCCAUACAUCACACAGCAUUAUUAUGACAAGGCCUGAAUGCCUAAAAACCAUCCAUACAUCACAAAGCAUUAUUAUGACAAGGCCUGAAUCCCUAAAAACCAUCCAUACAUCACACAGCAUUAUUAUGACAAGGCCUGAAUCCCUAAAAACCAUCCAUACAUCACACAGCAUUAUUAUGACAAGGCCUGAAUGCCUAAAAACCAUCCCUACAUCACACAGCAUUAUUAUGACAAGGCCUGAAUGCCUAAAAACCUUCCCUGAAGAAACCUUCCCUGCAUCCCAAGUGGCACCCUAUUCUCUAUGGGCCCUAAUCAAAAGUUGUGCACUAUAUAGGGAAUAGGGUGCCAUUUGGGUACAAAGACCUUUCUGUAUAAUAUGUUCUAAAUCGUAGUUGCUGGUUUGUAGUUUAAAAAAAUAAUUAACCCGGACAGCAGACAGACAGACAGACAGACAGACAGACAGACAGACAGACAGACAGACAGACAGACAGACAGACAGACAGACAGACAGACAGACAGACAGACAGACAGACAGACAGACAGACAGACAGACAGCUAGCUGUCUUGAGAGUAGCUCAUCACAAUGCUGUCUAGAUCCUUGUAUAAAGUAGCAGACCGUCUGUACAGUUGGUUGUGUUGUGAAUAUUCCUCUUAUCUUUAAACCUGGCGUCCGUUCAUGUUGUGUGUGUGUGUACCAUUGAGAUUGUACAGUAGAGCCUGGAGGAGGGAACAGCAUAUAGUUUGUAUGCCAUCUCAGCCACCUAUGUUUUCUAGGGCAAAGGGAAAACUCCACUGGAAAACAAACGCCAUCUUGUAUUCGGUUGUUUCCGGAAAGAGGUGGUAACCUUUUCUCCAUGGUCUCUCGAACCAAGAUGGAGAGAGACUGUAUGGGUUUUGUACAUUACCUUCUUCAAAACAUGAUGUCGCAUUUCUGAUCAUCCUUUUGCAUGAAACGAGGCUGAUGGAUGUGUCUGUGAACAAUACGAACAGGGAUCUUUCUUUGUCAUGUGUUGAACUGAGCAGGAGAUCCCUUCAACUGAAUCUGAGCUGGCCAGCUUCCUGAUCUAAACAGGAGAAGGUCUACAAGUUGGACUAAACUAAAAAAACAACUGAAGAAACUUCACACAAUAAGCAAUACUGGCCAAAUCCUGCUGAGAUCCUGGGGAUAAAGUGAGAGAAUUGAAUAAAAUGUCAACAUCCUGACCCUGUGAGAGGUCUGUAGUGGCCAAGACACUGACCUUUCCAGACUACAGGUUUUGGGACGUGGCAUUUCUCUGUCUGAGCUUCUCUGAGCCCCAGGCCACGGAAACAGACCGACCUACAGAAGAAACAGUGUUGGUUGGCAUUCGUCCCAUUGUUACUGAAGACAAUGCAGGUCUUCAGUAGCUCUCACUACGUUAGUAUUUCAAAAUCAAUCUGUAUCUACAUAUAAAUAGUACGUUCAGAUUGAAUCUUCUCUCCAAUGGCUCCCAUUAUGUUAGUGUUUCUACUCUAUAUACAAAAAUCACACAUUUAUUUUAACUUUGUUGUUCAAUUUAAACAUUAAAAAUUACUAGCUUUAAAAAACAAAUACUAAGAUGAUCAUUUUCAGGGUUCUGACUCCUCCCAGUAGUAUCAGAUGGAACACAUUCUGACUCCUCCCAGUAGUAUCAGAUGGAACACAUUCUGACUCCUCCCAGUAGUAUCAGAUGGAACACAUUCUGACUCCUCCCAGUAGUAUCAGAUGGAACACAUUCUGACUCCUCCCAGUAGUAUCAGAUGGAACACAUUCUGACUCCUCCCAGUAGUAUCAGAUGGAACACAUUCUGACUCCUCCCAGUAGUAUCAGAUGGAACACAUUCUGACUCCUCCCAGUAGUAUCAGAUGGAACACAUUCUGACUCCUCCCAGUAGUAUCAGAUGGAACACAUUCUAACUCCUCCCAGCAGCAGGGAUAUUGAAUUUCCUGUUUAGUCCUAUUCCCCUCUUCACAUUGCUUUUGCACCAAAUGACCCCA